Molecule: messenger RNA, 7654 nt
Organism: Hyla sarda
Lineage: Eukaryota; Metazoa; Chordata; Amphibia; Anura; Hylidae
Gene: ADD1
Product: adducin 1
Exons: 16
Coding region: 381-2984 (867 amino acids)
Biological process (GO): positive regulation of adherens junction organization; positive regulation of establishment of endothelial barrier; barbed-end actin filament capping
Cellular component (GO): focal adhesion; cytoskeleton; plasma membrane
Molecular function (GO): actin filament binding
Source: RefSeq, a predicted model, not a curated record
UUGUCGGUUUUAGACUCUGCAAAGCCGCACCCGUCUUAUCGAUGUGAGGGAGUGAGAGAGCGAUUCGGGAAGACGGCAGGGGGCGCUGCGGGAUGGCCGUGCUUGAUGGCGAUGACACGCAGAAGUAAAUAGAGGAAGGCGCCGCCCAGAGGAGACGAGCGGGGUGUCCGGUGACAGCGCGCGGGGAGGGGCCCGGUAGGCGUCAUGCGCACUGCCCCACACAAUCCACUCUGAGGGGGAGAGGCGCCGACAUAUUAUUUGGCCUGAGAGGGAGGGGAGAGGCUGUGAUAAACAUCAUCCGUAGGGGCCCGAGCUUCUCCUCCAGGGACACGGAGCUCAUCCGCAAGGGACACUUGGGACGGGCAAGAUAAGGUUGUACUAUGAAUGGUGAUUCUAACGCAGGGGUGGUGACUUCACCACCUCCAACAAAUGCUCCACAUAAAGAAAAAUAUUUUGACCGUGUUGAUGAGAACAACCCUGAAUACUUGAGAGAAAGAAACAUGGCCCCUGACCUUCGCCAGGACUUCAACAUGAUGGAGCAGAAAAAGAGAGUAUCCAUGAUACUUCAGAGUCCGGCAUUCUGUGAUGAACUGGAAACAAUGAUUCAAGACCAACUUAAAAAAGGGAAAAACCCAACUGGUUUGUUGGCACUACAACAGAUUGCAGACUUCAUGACCACAAGUGUACCUAGUGUUUACCCAUCAGCUCCUCAAGGUGGAAUGGCAGCGUUAAACUUGAGUUUAGGAAUGGUAACACCUGUGAAUGAUCUUAGAGGAUCUGACUCUAUUGCCUAUGAAAAGGGAGAGAAAUUGCUUAGAUGUAAACUUGCUGCAUUUUAUCGAUUAGCGGAUUUGUUUGGGUGGUCUCAACUGAUCUACAAUCACAUUACAGUCAGAGUGAGUUCAGAGCAAGAACACUUCCUUAUUGUUCCCUUCGGGCUCCUUUACAGUGAAGUAACUGCCUCUAGUUUGGUAAAAAUCAAUCUUCAAGGUGACAUAGUAGACCGUGGCAGUACAAACCUAGGAGUGAAUAAAGCUGGAUUUACACUGCAUUCUGCCAUUUAUGCAGCCCGACCUGAUGUGAAAUGCAUUGUCCAUAUCCAUACCCCUGCUGGGGCUGCAGUGUCUGCCAUGAAAUGUGGCCUACUGUCACUAUCUCCAGAGGCCCUGUGUCUAGGAGAAGUGGCUUAUCAUGACUAUCAUGGCAUACUGGUUGAUGAGGAGGAGAAAUCAUUAAUACAGAAAAACUUAGGACCAAGAAGCAAAGUGCUCAUUCUCCGAAAUCAUGGACUUGUAACUAUGGGAGAAACUGUUGAAGAGGCAUUUUAUUACAUUCACAACCUUGUGUCUGCCUGUGAAAUUCAGGUACGCACCCUAGCAAGUGCAGGGGGACCAGAUAACUUGGUACUACUAGAUCCCGGAAAAUACAAAAAGUCUCGUUCACCUGAGUCACCUUCGGGCGAUGCAGUUACACAUCCAAAGUGGCUUGUUGGGGAGCAAGAAUUUGAAGCCCUCAUGCGAAUGCUGGAUAAUCUAGGUUACAGAACAGGCUACCCCUAUAGAUGUCCUGCCCUGCGAGACAAGGCCAAAAAGUACAGUGAUGUUGAGAUCCCAGCCAGCGUCACUGGCUAUUCCUUUGGCAGUGAUGGUGACUCAGGCACAUGUUCUCCUCUCAGACACAGUUUUCAGAAACAGCAACGCGAGAAGACAAAGUGGCUGAACUCUGGUAGAACAGAUGAAGCCUCAGAUGAAGGGCAGAACGGAGGCAGCCCCAAGUCGAAGACUAAGUGGAAUAAAGAGGAAGGGCUUAGAACUGCCACCUCUGCUGUCCCUAACCUGUUUGUCCCAUUGAACACAAAUCCCAAAGAAGUGCAAGAAAUGAGGAACAAGAUAAGAGAGCAGAACCUGCAAGACAUAAAAACAGCCGGACCUCAGUCCCAGGUUUUCUGUAGCGUCGUUGUGGACAGAAGUUUAGCACAGGGAGAGCUGAUAACAGCUUCAAAAGCAAUUAUUGAGAAAGAGUAUCAGCCGAAGGUCAUAGUAGGCACCGCUGGGCCGAACCCCUUCAACAAACUGACCGACCGAGAGCUAGAUGAGUAUCGGAGGGAAGUGGAGCGCAAGCAGAAAGACGCUGAAGCUGCCUCCAUCCUAAGUAGUGGAAAUAUGGAGGAACAAGCAAUGUAUACAGACUCGAAAGGUCACUAUGCACAGUCUACAGAUGCACAGCUAAAGUUGGUUAAAGCUCUGUCAGUCAAGGCCAAGUUUCUACCAAUUAAUGCAUCAGAAGAAGUCACAAAUGUGACGAAAGAAUGUGAAUCAUUGGUUGACAAUUUACCAGUGAUUGAGGUGUCUUCUCCAGAGAGAGAGGAGAACUUGGAUGGUUCUCUUGAACAGACACAUAAACCGGAGUCUCCCCACAGAGAGUUUCACACGGCUGUCAUCCGAGCUCUUAACGUCAGCUCCAAUCUUGUGCUUAAUUUUGCAGAGCCCCCAGAAGAGGUGACAGAACAAAAGGACACUCCUCUUGACCAUUCACUAACCCGCACUCCUCCCAGCACCCCCAUCAAGCAAGAGGAAGAAUCUCAGCACGAACAGAUUUACAGAGAUGACAGUGAUGCCGCAACCUUUAAGCAGACUCUACCCGACCUCACUCCAGAUGAGCCAUCUGAAUCCCUCUGCUUCCCAACAUCUGCAAAACCAAAUGAAGAAGACAAGGCUUCUGUGGAAGACCUCCCACAGGUCCACACAGAGACCACGACCUCUCCUGAAGGAACUAAAGAGCCCGAACCUCAGAACAUUGAGUCUCCUCCCGCAACGCCGGCAGCGGAGGAUGCAGCACAGACAGAUGCUCCCCAAGCAGCAGACACCACCGCACAGGCAGAUGCAGGCAGCGAUGAGUCUCCAGGAAAAUCCCCCUCCAAAAAGAAGAAAAAAUUCCGCACCCCUUCCUUUCUGAAAAAGAACAAAAAGAAGAGCGAGUCCUAAAGAGCUGCAGGAACACUGUCAUGUUUCUGAGAAGUCAGUUCAGUAACCACUAGAAUGUACCCGAUCGUGUUUUGUCUUUUUCAUUUAUAUAAAGGAAUGCAAGAACCCACAAUAACUGAACCUGCUAGUUGUAGUUUGACUGUGAAAAGGUUAACGCGGGGAAAUGUCUCCUUCCAUGUAAGGUGCUAACCUGUGUGUUCAGCGGCUCAUCACUCCAAACUGUUCACUUCACACCGUGUAGAUGUCCCCACAAUCCUUUCAAAUUUUCCUGUUUAUAUUUUUUAUUUAGUUUGUAUAUUAUUGCACUCCCACCCCGCCUUGAAGAUGGCUUCCCGUAGCAUGCCUCUUGUAAAUAAUGGGCUUUCACUCCAUAGGGGAAUGACUAAACCACAUCACAGCGCUUUUCCUUAAAGCAACAUGAUCCUUUUUAUCCAACAGCCCCCACAGUCAUCCCAUUCCAGUGCACUGAGCUGCUUACAAUUGCAAGUGUUACCAGUAACCCUUUCCCAGCCUGCCUGCUCACAAGCGCUUUCGCAGAGUCUACCCAGUUCUCGCUCUCCUAAUUCUAGCCAAUAAUGGCUAUUUGCUGGUAUAAUUAUGUUCUUUUUAUAUCACUAGGAACUGCUGCUGCCUUAAAGACAUGGAAUGAAUAUCUAGACCACUUUUUUUUUUUUCCUGCCCAUUUGUCUGCACAGCUUUUUCCAUUCCCAUGCCUAUUCUAAAGGACGGAUAUGAACUUAAAUGGUGCAUUCACUUCAUACAUAACACUGCACAUGUGAUAUGACUGGAUACUGUCUUCUAGCCCCUGUCAUAUUUUAUUGUGAUCAAACUGUGGUCCUAACUUGUGUUAUUAUAUAGCUAUACCACUUUAUGUUGGUGCAUCUCUGUUUACACUGCCUGUAGGUAGCUGCCCUCAGUAGUCUCUCUAAACGCUUGGCACUCUAUCCUUGCUUCAUAUAGUAAACCAUGUAUACAUUAAGAUACCUACAUUCCUUUUUGGAUGUAAAGCAGCUACACUAGAAAGAUACGUGACAUUGUCUUAAUAACCAAAAUGUGAAUGCACCUUCAGUCUUGACAUGCCUACACAAUCCAUAUAGAUGCUGAACGAUAGACCAUUGCAUUUACUAAGUGACCAUUCUCAUUUCGAGUUUAUUCCUGUCACCUACACCCUUACUGUAGGCAGCCAUAUUGUGGGCCAGACUGUAGUCUUAUCAGCCAUUGGUCUGCAGCAUGUUGGGAGUUAUAGUUUAACAGCUUGUAGACCACUGUGCCAGUAACGUCACUGAGCACCUUUUCCAUAUGUAACUAGCACAUUGAUAAGCUGCAAGAAUCUACCCCACAGCCUGGAUUGCCUUAACUAUUUGUAGGCCACAGGUAACUUUUGGAAUAAUCUUUAUUUCAGAGUUGAGUUGAAGGAUGUAACUUGGUUUUUAGGUACCAUCUCAACUUUUCCAUUUUUUUUCUUUUUUCAACAACCUGGAAUGUUCAUUCUACAAAGGUGAGAUUCCCUCAUAAAGUUGGGAAGCCCGGUUGCUGCACAGAUCUGUACUGCAGAGUAAGAGUAUAUAAACAUAGAAAACCAUGUUUGUAACCCUUGAGUCUUCCAUGCUAAAUACACGUGCAUAUUAUCUGAUGCAGAUUUGCGUCAGCAGAUUUUUCUGCCCAUUGAAGUCAAUGGUCAGCAAAAUCUGCAGCAGAUCUACAGCAAAAUUAUGCAUGUGUGAACAUAUCCUAAAGAAGUAAUUCAUCUCUGUUUUAUUGGAAAACUAAUGUCUUUGAAUAAUCUCUACUUGACCUGAAAUCUCAGUUUAGCCCUGAAGAAAGUGUGAAUUAAGCGUAUUACAGGGAUUGUGGCCUCAAACAUGAAAUAAUAAAAGUGCACUCCAGUUAUUUAGCAAGGCUACCUGCUAUCUGACAGGUGUUGUAUUUAUAUAUAAACUGUUACAGUGCAUUAUUACGUAGCUUUUUUAUUCUAUUUAGAAUGGGGAACAAAAAAAACAUUAUAUCCUGACUUAACAUUCAGUGCUCUACUUAGAAUUUAGGAAGCCUAGAAAGGGGAGAUAUUUGAUGGAGACAACAGAGCGCUGUGCCCAUCUGUAACAUGAAUUGGACAAUUUGUCCAAAAGUGCCUGCAGCUCUGUUCACUUUACUCAAUUCACAAAGGUCCAGGUAGCAGAGACAUGAAAACUUUGUUGCAUAGUUUCUUUUGGUUAGAUUGCCCAAGCCAUGUCAGGCAGACCCAGUAUGGAAUCCUAUUAAGUGGUACAGUGGGGCAAAAAGUAGUCAUCCACCAAUUGUGCAAGUUCUCCUACCUAAAAAAAGAGGCCUGUAUUUUUCAUCAUAGGUAUACCUCAACUAUGAGAGACCUAAUGAGAGAAAAAUCCAUAAAAUCACACUGUCUGCUUUUUAAAGAAUUUAUUUGCAAAUUAUGGGGGAAAAUAAAUAUUUGGUCAAUAACAAAAGUUCAUCUCAAUACUUUGUUAUAUACCCUUUGUUGGUCAAACGUUUUCUGUAAGGCUGGGUUCACAUCACAUUUUUCCCCAUACGGGAGCACAUAUGGCAGGGUGGAGCUAAAAACUUGCGCUCCUGUAUCCCUGCCGUAUGCGGCCGGUAUGUAAUUGAUUUCAAUUUUUCCCCGUAUGCGCUUUUCUACCUGACCUAAAACCGUGGUUUACUACGGUUUUAGUUCCGAUAGAAAACCGCAUACGGGAAAGAAUGAGCCGACCAGUUCACUCAGGUCGGUUCAUUGAAAUCAAUUACAUACCGGCCGCUCCCGUAUGGGGAAAAACGUCAUGUGAACCCAGCCGAAGUCUUCACAAGGUUUUCACACACUGUUGGUGGUGUUUUGGCCCAUUCCUCAAGGCAGAUCUCCUCUAGAGCAGUGAUAUUUUGGGGCUGUCGCUAGGCAACACGGACUUUAAACUCCCUCCAAAGGUUUUCUAUGGGGUUGAGAUCUGGAGACUGGCUAUGCCACUCCAGGACCUUGAAAUGCUUCUUAGAAAGCCACUCCUUUGUUGCCCAGGCAGUGUGUUUUGGAUCAUUGUAAUGUUGAAAGACCCAGCCACAUUUCAUCUUCAAUGCCCUUGCUGAUGGAAGGAGGUUUUCACUCAAAAUCUCAUGAUACAUGGCCCCAUUCAUUCUUUCCUUUACACGGAUCAGUCGUCCUGGUCCCUUUGCAGAAAAACAGCCCCAAAGCAUAAUGUUUCCACCCCUCAUGCUUCACAGUAGGUAUGGUGUUUUUUGGAUGCAACUCAGCCUUCUUUCUCCUCCAAACACGACGAGUUGAGUUUUUACCAAAAAGUUCUACUUUGGUUUCAUAUGACCAAAUUACAUUCUCCCAAUACUUUUCUGGAUCAUCAAAUGCUCUCUAGCAAACUUCAGACGGGCCCUGACAUGUACUGGCUUAAGCAGGGGGACACGUCUGGCACUGCAUGUUUGAGUCCCUGGCAGCAUAGUGUGUUACUCAUGGUAGCCUUUGUUACUUUGGUCCCAGCUCUCUUCAGGUCAUUCACUAGGUUCCCCCGUGUGGUUCUGGGAUUUUUGCUCACCGUUCUUAUGAUCAUUUUUGACACGACGGGGUGAGAUCUUGAGUGGAGCCCCAGAUCGAAGGAGAUUAUCAGUGGCCUUGUAUGUCUUCCAUUUUCUAAUUGCUCCCACAGUUGAUUGAAUCUGCAAUAGGCAAGCAGCUUGGUGUGAAGAAGUCUUCCCAGCCUGGUACAGGUCUACAAUUUUGUUUCUGGUGUCCUUUGACAGUUCUUUGGUCUUGGCCAUAGUGGAGUUUGGAGUGUGGCUGUUUGAACUUGUUAUCAGUAUAAAAGACACCUGUCCACAACCUCAAACAGGUGCCAAUAAUACAGGUAACGAGUGGGGGACAGAGGAGACUCUUAAAGAAGUUGUUACAGGUCUGUGAGCGCCAGAAAUCUUGCUUGUUUGUAGGUGAAAAAUACUUAUUUUCCACCAUAAUUUCUUUAAAUAUCAGACAGUGAUUGUAUGGAUUAUUUUUUUUUUCCCUCAUUGUUGAGGUAUACCUAACUGGAUACGGGUCAAAAAUUAGCCAACCGAAGUAAAAUGGGGACUUCGGUCGGCUCAUUAAAGUCAAUGGAUUAGGGCGUUGGUCCAGCUGGGGUAGGGGAGCGCACGCACUCCCCCCGCCGGAUCCGGCACCCGUAGAGUGAAAACGUGGUGUGCAUGCACCCUUACACUUGUACUUUCAGGUUUUAGGCUUUGAACAUAAUUCUAUGAGCAUUAUAACUGGAAACCUAUAGAUAAAUUCUAUUACUGUCCAAAUAAAAACCUUUGUGAAAGAUAAUGCACUUUGAUGUGACAAAUAUUGCUGGAUAAAUUAUUUUCACAUAAGUUUCUCUAUAUACAAUCACCCAGUAUGUAAUUCAUAGCUCCUCACCUCCCAUCACUGACUACAUGAUGGGGACCUCUAUCUAUUAAGGACCCACUAAAAUUUAUUCUCACUUAAACACAUUUUGAUUUAAAAAACAAAAAAAAAAACACAUUCUAUUUUUUUUUUUUUUUUCAAUGAUUUGAAUUCCAGGUCGUUGUAUCACAGAUUAGUAUGGUUAUGUAUUAAUACUUUUCAAAAAGGGUCAUGUAUUUUUUUUUCUUCUUUCCUUGUAUUGUUUAUUUUACUCACAAAUAAAUUUUGUUUAAACUCCUGA